Molecule: messenger RNA, 2603 nt
Organism: Tupaia belangeri chinensis (Chinese tree shrew)
Lineage: Eukaryota; Metazoa; Chordata; Mammalia; Scandentia; Tupaiidae
Gene: FAM178B
Product: family with sequence similarity 178 member B
Exons: 18
Coding region: 296-2245 (649 amino acids)
Source: RefSeq, a predicted model, not a curated record
CAAGUAUUGGCAAGGAUGGAACAAGAAUUCUGUUAGGUGACUUGUAGGAGGAUAAAUUCCUUCUACUCCUUUGAAACUGGCCUUAUCUACUGUCGCCGGACUUUGCUGUUCCCUGUGACCCAUCGGUUUGGCAGCAGUAUGCUGAUGAACUCCACCCAUGCUCAGCGUGUGUGGUAUGUGGCAUGUUAACGGACAGUAGCCCAGCACCUGGACACAGGGCUUCGUCUGUGCGCUGCCGUGACUCGGAGAGGACAGACACGUCAGUGUGGUAGGACGAACCCACCACGGUUGGCAGAUGGCCAGGCCCCAGAAGACAGUGCCUGCCCUUCCUCAGAGAGAAGGGAUCCAGGCAGCCACUGUCCUCUCGCCCAACCCGAAGUGCGUCUUCCGUCAUCCCCUGCACCAAGGGCGCUGCCCACCCGCCCAGCAGCUCUGCAGCCCCACCUGGGCUCCAACUCCCGAGUCUCCAAAGAAGCCCAAGAUGCAGGUAGCCAAGGACAUGUUCCCCACCGACUGGAGCCCACCGCCUAUCGAGUUCCUAAACCCGAGGGCACUGCAAGCCAGCCAGGAGCCCCCAGCCCAGGGGUACAUGGGUACUGCAGACCCCCAGGGCCUGAAGAGACUGGCCCGCCAGCUGCCCAAGGGGCUGGAGCAGGAGUCCCUGGACUUGGACCCCAAGGAGGGCUUGGCCUCGCUGGAAGAGCUGUUGUGGAACAUGGCAGGAUCAAGCCAGCAGGCUGCAGCCCUAGAACUAGCCGAACCUACCUCGCUCACCUCCGGGGGCUCAGGAAGCUACGUCAACAGCUUGGAUUAUUUACUGCAAGAGAAGAGGGAACAGGCGCUGGAGCAGGAGCGGGAGGAGCUGCUUCUGCAGGACUGCCUCAGUCUCAGUUCCUUGGAUCUGCACGAAGACGAGGCGCCACUCAGCCCUGAACACAGGAUGCUGGUGGAGAGGUUCUCCGUGUCGCUGCAGGUCAUCCCGUCCGUACAUCCAGGCGAGACUGUGUUUCUGCCCAGGCGUCACCCACUGCCAUGCAUCCUGGACUGUUCAAACCUGAAGCCACACAGCCGCCUGGAAGAGCUGUUCCUCAGCGCCUCGCCCUCCCAGCAGCUGUCCUUCCUGCGCAGCGGCCUCCUGAGCAACCUCUACCUGCACACGUCGCACUGCCCGGUGCCCCUGCUGCAGUGGCUGUUCCAGCUGCUGACAUGGCCUCCGGAAACUUCUUUGGGAGCCUUUGGUCUCCUGUGGGAUCUCAGUGUGGACAGGCUCUUCCUUCAGUCCGAUGAAGACAUGCACUUGUGGUGCCCCUCGCUGCAGGAGGUCACGGAGGCGUUCUACAGCCUGGGAGCCUACAGCCCUUCGCUGUACCCCCUGGGGCCCUUCCAGCACAGCGGCAGAGUGCUUAACAGUGAGGCCAGCCUGGGCUGGGACGGGCAGCGGGAGGCGCCCCAGCAAGUCGCCUUGGGCAUUAGCCUGAACUACAUCUACAAGUUCCUGACGUUGUGCGCCUUCGCGCGGCCAGGGGCCUACACCGACGGGAACCUCUUGGGCCUGAUCGAACUGCUGUGCCGCGCCGGCCUGGACGUGGGGCUCCGUCUGCUGCCCAAGACCGACCUCCAGCAGCUUCUGCUCCAGCUCCUGGAAAACAUCCAAGAGUGGCCGGAGAAGCUCCCGAAGCUGUGCCGUGCCCUGAGCUGGGUGUCUGACCACCAUCACAACCUGCUGGCCCUCGUGCAGUUCUUCCUGGACGUGACCACCCGGAGCAGGCAGCUUCGAAGCCAGCUGAGCCUCGAGGUCAUUGCCCGAAUGCUGGGCCAGCAAGAGUCGCUUCCUCCCUGGCAAGAGAAUACCCAGCUGUCCUUGCUCAGCCGGCUCCUGAGUCUCAUGAGGCCAUCAUCCCUGGGGCAGUACCUGAGCUCUGAGCUCUCACCACCCUGCCAGGAGCAACAGCCCAAGGCCAGUACCGAUCUCGACCACAAGGUCUGCUACCUGUGCCACAGCCUCCUGAUCCUGGCUGGGGUGGUGGUCAGCUGCCAGGACCUGACUCCAGACCAGUGGGGCGAGCUGCAGCUGCUGUGCAUGCAGCUGGACCGCCACAUCAGCACCCACAUCCGGGAGAGCCCCCAGGCCAUGCACCGGACCAAGCUCAAGGACCUGGCUGCCCAGACCUACAUCCGCUGGCAGGAGCUGCUAGCCCACUGCCAGCCCCAGGCCCAGUACUUCAGCCCCUGGAAAGAUAUCUAAACACGCUGGAUAGGGUGGCCCCGGCUCUUGGCUCUGGCCGGAAGUGAGCAGAACUCUGGAACUGGGGGUGGUGAAGAAUCAAGGUCUGAAGAGGCCCAGCUGCCAUCCAGCCUGCCGGAUAAAGAGCCUGCUGUCACCACUGCCCCGACCCUCCUGCCAGGGAUAGCCUCUCCCCUCUUAGCCCCCCCUCCCCCAGCUUUCCUGCACCCUUCAGCCAUCUCCUCUUCCCAGAGGCCUUUGUCUCCAUAGCUCUGGUUUCCCUGGGCCUCCUGGGCCCUGCCGGGCCUCAGUUCUCCCCACCCUCCUUCCUCUCUCUGUCACUAAUGUGAGGUCUCUUUGUGCACAUUAAAGUCUUAUU